Messenger RNA from Archocentrus centrarchus (flier cichlid), 2538 nucleotides. RefSeq names its product dynein, axonemal, intermediate chain 2b (gene dnai2b). The transcript is spliced from 12 exons. Gene Ontology annotation, cellular component: outer dynein arm. The coding region runs from base 123 to 1865 and encodes 580 amino acids. NCBI's taxonomy places the organism in Eukaryota, Metazoa, Chordata, Actinopteri, Cichliformes, Cichlidae. The record is from RefSeq and is a predicted model, not a curated record. Gene Ontology annotation, biological process: outer dynein arm assembly; cilium movement. Gene Ontology annotation, molecular function: dynein heavy chain binding; dynein light chain binding.
CGUUGCUAGGAUACAGCAAACUGACCCGAGAUCAGAGAGUUUGUUGGUUUGUUUGGUGGUCGGGAUUCGCUUUCCGGUGAGUUCCUGAUAUUUUCUCGGUGUUUUCGCGCCCCGGCGGCAGCAUGGAAAUCGUCCACAUUUACUCGAAGCUUCGCAGCGAGUUCGGCCGACAGUGUCAGUUCUCGGACCGGCCCGCUGAGCUGCUGCUGGACAUCCCCCCCGACCCGAGCCUUACCCUCAAUUUCAUCCACAAGAGCCCCCGGGACCAGGCCGUGCAGGCGUGCCGGGAGAUGUCAGAGCACCAGGUGAACUCGGAGCGCUUCGAGACUGGCAGCUGUGGGAUAAACCAUGUGGAGGGGGGAUGGCCUAAAGACAUCAACCCAACUGAGAUGGAACAAACCAUCCGCUUCAGGAAGAAGGUGGAAAAGGACGAGAGCUACAUCAAUAGUGUCCUGCAGCUGGGCAGCGUCAUGGAACACUGCAUCAGACAGAACAAUGUCAUGGACAUCUACCAGGAGUAUUUUGAGGACGAGGAGGAGGUGGAGGAAAUUCAGGAGCCACCAUCGGCCAGGACCAUAAGCAUCUUCAGAGAUCCUAAUGAGGUCAAACGCACCGUCACCAGCCUGUCCUGGCAUCCUGAUGGUGGCAGGAAGCUGGCAGUUGCUUAUUCCUGCCUCGAGUUCCAGAAAUCCUCAAAAGAUCUGAGCCUGGACUCCUACAUCUGGGACGUUGAAAACCCGAACAGGCCAGAGAUGAUGCUGAAGCCAGCGUCUCCACUCGUCUGUCUGGACUACAAUCCCAAAGACUCCCACACUCUGGCGGGUGGAAGCUACAAUGGGCAGAUUGCGUUCUGGGACACCCGGCGAGGGAGUCAGCCAGUGGAAUUUUCUUCUGUUGAGCACAGCCACAGAGAUCCAGUCUACAAGAUCAUCUGGCUGCAGUCCAAGACAGGAACCGAUGCCUUCUCUGCCUCCACCGAUGGACAGGUUUUGUGGUGGGAUGUCCGUAAGCUAAGUGAGCCCACAGAGCGUCUAGUCCUGGACCCAAACCGGGAGGGGAACCUGGACCGAGCUUUAGGAGCCAUCUCUCUGGAGUUUGAGGCCACCAUGCCGACUAAGUUCAUGGUGGGGACAGAGCAGGGCCUGGUCGUCUCUUGUAACAGAAAGGCAAAGACUCCAGCUGAGAAAAUCGUCUGUAUGUAUGACGGCCACCACGGACCCAUCUAUGCCCUGCAGAGGAACCCCUUUUUCCCCAAAAACUUCCUUACUGUCGGGGACUGGACGGCUCGUAUCUGGUCUGAGGACAUCAAGGAAUCGUCCAUCAUGUGGACCAAGUAUCAGAUGUCAUACUUGACAGAUGCCUGCUGGAGCCCAGUCAGACCCUCUGUCUUCUUCACUGUGAAGAUGGAUGGCAUGCUGGAUGUCUGGGACAUCCUGUUCAAACAGAGUGACCCCACGCUGAGUCUGAAGGUAUGUGACAAAGCUCUGUACAGCCUCCGUGUUCAGGAUAACGGGCGCCUGGUGGCAUGUGGCUCUCAGCUGGGUGAGGCCACACUGCUGGAGAUCUGCACCAGACUGUCGACACUCCAGAAGAACGAGAAGAGUCUGCUGGCUGCUAUGUUUGAGCGGGAGACAAAGCGGGAGAAGAUCUUGGAGGCCCGGCAGAGGGAGAUCCGCCUGAAGGAGAGGAGUCGCUCAGAGCAAAGCAAAGAGGAAGAGGCAGGCCAUGAGGAGAGAGAGGAGGACCCUGAACAGCUGAUUGCCAGAGCUGAGCGCAACUUCUUCAGCCUGGUGGAGAUGGAGGAAAAAGAUGUCUGUGAGGAGGAAGAUGUGAAAGACAAAGCACAAAGUGGAGCGCCGCAAUGACAAUAAGAACACGUUAUCUUCCUCACUUUCUCUUUUUAGAAUAAGAAGCUGUUUCCUGAUUAAUUCUGUCACAUGUCCAUAUUGAUGUUGGAUUUGGCCUGGAUUUGUAUUUAUUUCCACGAGUCUCAUCCUAACGAGUCUGUUAUAAGAUGUGAAUGAAGUCUCAGGUUUUGGUAAAUUAACUCAGUGAGUGAACGAAGAUGGAGCUCAGAGAUAAUGAUGAUGAGGUGAUUGUUGGAGCUCAUCAGAAGGAGAACAGUUCACAUGUGGUUAUGAAAAGUGAAAGAGUUCGGAGAGUUCUAAUUCCUCCUCUUUGGGUAGUGGAGGAUCAUCUCAGGUUUGUUUACAGGAUUUCAGGGUGGACAGGCUGUCAUCCUCUGCACAGCUUUCUGCAGGUUAGAAUCAUAUUCAGCCUUUUUAUACCUGAGUUCACUUUGUUUCUCAUUAGAAUUUUUGCUUUGAGUUUCCAUGUCAGUUCCAGUUAAUCUACAUGUGCUCAGCAACUUUGAUUUUGUUCUGGUUCUGAUGGUGAGAAUAUAAACCGACUCCUGGAUGUGCAGUUUCAGUGUUAUUAAGUAACAAUGACUAAAUAUCCAAGGAUUGGUAUGAGUUCAGUAUUUAUAUCAGUAUUCUUAUUUUUUAUUCAGUAAUUCCCAGAUAAACCCUUCAUAUG